Molecule: messenger RNA, 1832 nt
Organism: Fomitopsis serialis
Lineage: Eukaryota; Fungi; Basidiomycota; Agaricomycetes; Polyporales; Fomitopsidaceae
Product: glucoamylase
Exons: 8
Coding region: 1-1713 (570 amino acids)
Biological process (GO): polysaccharide catabolic process
Cellular component (GO): fungal-type vacuole
Molecular function (GO): glucan 1,4-alpha-glucosidase activity; starch binding
Source: RefSeq, a predicted model, not a curated record
AUGCGUCUUUCACUCACGUACAUCCUUGGCCUCGCCGGUGCCCUCGCUCAGACGAGCGUGAGCUCGUACAUCACUACCGAGUCUCCCAUCGCGAAGGCCGGCGUGCUCGCCAACAUCGGUUCGAGCGGAUCGCUCUCCUCGGGUGCUAAGCCGGGCGUUGUCAUUGCUAGCCCGAGUACGGUCAACCCCGACUACCUCUACACCUGGACACGAGACUCGUCCCUGACGUUCAAGGCUCUCAUUGACCAAUAUGUCAAUGGCCAAGACGACACACUGGGUACUCUCAUCGACGACUUCACCCAGACUGAGGCGACUCUCCAGCAAAUCGACAAUCCCAGUGGUUCUGUCAGUACUGGCGGUCUCGGAGAGCCGAAGUUCAACAUCAACGAAACUGCCUUCACCGGCGAUUGGGGACGUCCGCAGCGUGAUGGCCCCGCUCUGCGUGCUACUGCUAUCAUGACGUAUGCGACCUAUCUAUGGAACAGCGGGAAUACGAGCUACGUGACUGAGACCCUCUGGCCGGUCAUUGAACUUGAUCUGAACUACGUCGCGGACAACUGGAACCAGUCUACCUUUGACCUCUGGGAGGAGGUUGAUUCAUCGUCGUUCUUUACUACAGCAGUGCAACACCGUUCUUUGCGUGAGGGUAUCACCUUCGCGAAACUCAUCGGCGAGACCUCGGAUGUAAGCAACUACGAGACCCAAGCCGAUGCCCUGCUUUGUUUUCUGCAGUCCUACUGGAACCCCGCAGAUACGUACAUCACGGCUAACACUGGCGGUGGUCGGUCAGGCAAGGAUGCGAACACCGUUCUGGCUUCGAUCCACACUUUCGACCCUGCUGCUGGCUGCGAUGACACGACGUUCCAGCCCUGCUCGGACAAGGCACUGUCAAAUGUAAAGGUCUACGUCGACUCGUUUCGGUCUAUCUACACCAUUAACAAUGGCAUCUCGGCCGACGCUGCUGUUGCCACUGGCCGGUACCCCGAGGACUCGUACUACGACGGUAACCCCUGGUACCUCUGCACGCUCGCAGUCGCCGAACAGCUCUACGACGCGCUCAUUGUCUGGGACGCGCUCGGCGAGCUGAACGUCACCUCCACCUCCCUCGCGUUCUUCUCGCAGUUCGACUCGUCCGUGGCCACCGGCACCUACGCUUCGGACUCGGACGAGUACAGCACGCUUACGAGCGCGGUGCAGGCGUUUGCGGACGGCUUCGUCGAGCAGGUCGCGCAAUACACGCCGUCGAACGGCUCGCUUAGCGAGCAGUACAGCAAGUCGGACGGCAGCCCGCUUAGCGCGUACGACCUCACAUGGAGCUUCGCGGCGGCACUCACCGCGUUCGAGGCGCGUGCCGGGAACAAGUAUGGCAGCUGGGGUGCGGCCGGUCUGAACGCGACUUGCUCCGGGAGCGGUAGCGGCGAGGACACCGUUGCGGUCACAUUUACCGUCGAUUACGAUACCGAGUACGGAGAGAACCUGUACAUCACCGGCUCCGUUGACGCGCUCGAGAACUGGUCCACCCGUGACGCACUGAUCAUGUCUGCUGCGGACUAUCCGACCUGGAGCAUCACCGUCAACCUACCUGCGAACACGACCAUCCAGUACAAGUACAUCGCGAUCUUCAACGGCGACGUCACCUGGGAGGACGACCCGAACAACGAGAUCACGACGCCCGCGAGCGGCAGCGCGACUCAAGCCGAUAGCUGGCAUUGAACGGACCAUGGCUCGUGUACGAUGGUGUUGCAAGAUUGUCGGCGAGCUGUAGCCGAUUGGGACUCUCCUUUACCCUGCCUAUCGCUUAUUGCAUUGUUGUGUCACUAGUCACUGAUACA